Molecule: messenger RNA, 888 nt
Organism: Sesamum indicum (sesame)
Lineage: Eukaryota; Viridiplantae; Streptophyta; Magnoliopsida; Lamiales; Pedaliaceae
Product: MFP1 attachment factor 1
Biological process (GO): mitotic cell cycle; lateral root development
Source: RefSeq, a predicted model, not a curated record
AGCUCAGGCCCCUACACACUAUGCGCAUCUCUCCACACACUUACACACAGAGUGAAUGUACAAAUGUUAAAUAAUUGCAGUUUGAUUUAGCUGUUUUUCGAUUAUAUUAUACGAUUUGAAAUCAAAAUGUCAGACAACAUUGAAUCCCCAAAUCAAAAUCCCCAAGACUUUCAAGUGCCAGACCUAGCCAUAGAGGCACCGCCCAAAACCCCACUGCCAACCACCAUGGCUGAAGCCGAGCAAGCACCGCCUCAGUCGGAAACCACUGCCGCCACCGCCGCUGCGAAGUAUUCCAGUGCUUCAUUCUGUAUUUGGCCUCCAACUGAACGGACGCGGGACGCCGUCAGGAACCGGCUAAUCGAGACGCUUUCCACCCCCUCCAUUCUCUCCAAGAGGUACGGAACCGUUUCGCGAGAGGAGGCUGUUGAUGCCGCCAAGCGCAUCGAGGAUGAGGCGUUCGAAGCGGCGGGAAAGGCGGCGAGCACUGAUGAUGAUGGCAUAGAGAUUUUACAGGUUUAUUCGAAGGAGAUUAGUAAGAGAAUGCUGGAGACCGUGAAGGCUAGAUCUGCUGAAUCGGUGGCUUCGCAGACGCCGCCGGUGAAUGAGGCGGUGGUUAAGGCGGAGGAGGAGGACACAGGGUCCACGGCUCCGCCUCAGAGUGAGAAAACUGAGUCUGUGGCUGAUGAUGAAUGAGUAACGGAAAGAUUAUUAGCACUUUCCGUUUUCUGCUUUGUAAUCUUGUUAGUGAACUUUUAUGGUUGGAUAUAUUGUGUUGAGAUCUAUGAUGUACUUCUAUGUGGAUCAUUUGGUGCUAAUAUAUUAGUGUUAUUACAUGUUACCAACUCAGCUUUUCUAGGGCUUGUUCUCUAUGAAAGUUGCCUCAUAUUA